Molecule: messenger RNA, 3646 nt
Organism: Trichomycterus rosablanca
Lineage: Eukaryota; Metazoa; Chordata; Actinopteri; Siluriformes; Trichomycteridae
Gene: arhgap4b
Product: Rho GTPase activating protein 4b
Exons: 24
Coding region: 556-3465 (969 amino acids)
Biological process (GO): negative regulation of cell migration; signal transduction
Cellular component (GO): cytoplasm
Molecular function (GO): protein binding
Source: RefSeq, a predicted model, not a curated record
AGAAGAUGAGAGAGCAGGCUAUGUUGAAUGUGUCACGAGGAAAGACAUCAAAUUGGGCUACAAAAUCUGUGUGACUCAAACACAGCGCUCUCUGUGUUGGAGGGAGAGGGAGGUGGAGAGGAAGAAAGACAGAGGGUCAGAGAGGGAAAUAGAAAGACAGAAGACUUCAGAGAGUAAGAUGAGGACAAUUACAUUCCUCAACUCGCUCAGGAACCAGAUAAAGAAAUCCUCCCAGCCUUCUGCCAGCACUUAUGUAAAGCUUAACGUGUAAAAGCACACUGGUGGGAGAUUCACUCUUCAGGAAGAGUACGAGUGCUGAGGAAACAUAACUGUAGCUAAGCUUUUUCGAACAGAGACACACAGCUGUUCUUCUUUUCAGUUUCUACCAAAGCACAGAAGAUCAAAAGAUUGAAAGAAAGCAAUCAAAAUACCUGACUGUGACUGUGGUUAAUCUGCUCAUUGUGAAAACAGCUGCAGGUAGUUUGUAAGAACCACUGAAGGCAUCGAUUUGCAUUACCUAACAGUACUGUACGUCCCAGCUGGUCCUGCAAGACCAUGACAUCACAUGGAAAGCUGCGGAAGGAGAAGGGGAGUCUGGCAGAGUAUGAAAAUCAAAUUAAAGAGGUGCGCAGUCAGCUCUCUGAGCAGCUGAAGGUGUUGGAUGCCCAGCUGGAACAGAAGACCCAGCAGCUGCAGGAUCUGAGUGAUUACCUGCGUCGCCGGGGAGAGAUUGAGGCCGAGUAUGCUCGCUCUCUUGAGAAGCUUAGUGAGAGGUUUACCCUGAAAACCAAAAAAAAGGAGCAGACUGACCAGUCAGUGUCUCAAUGCUGGUCGGUACUGCUAACGCAGACAAGGCAGGAGAGCCGGGACCACAGCUCGUUCAGUGAGAUCUGUAGCACCACCCUCACCCAGCGCCUGUCACACUGCAUUGAGGACACACACCGCCUGGCCAAGAAGAGUAAAGAAGUUGGUCUGCAGAUGCAAGAUGAGCUUCUAAAGGUCACCAUUGAGCUGCAGACGGCCUUAAAGACCUAUCACCAAUAUCACACCGAGUGUCUUGCUGCCGAGGGGAAGCUUAAAGAAGCCACACGACUGGAAGAGAGACAGACUGGCAAAGCUUCAGACCUCGGUCUCGGUCAGUCAGUAGGGCAGAGGCGUAGCUCUGUGAAGAAGAUAGAAAGGCUGAUGGAGAAGCGUCAAGGGAAGGUACAAGAGACUCAGCUGAAGUGCACUAAAGCUCGCAACGACUACCUGCUCAACCUAGCAGCAGUCAAUGCCGCCAUGAAUAAGUACUAUCUUGAGGAUAUAUGCACACUGAUUGAUUGCACGGAUCUUGGCUAUCAUUUGUCUGUGACGCGGGUGAUGCGCGGCUACCUGUCCAACAGAAACCGGGCCCUGCAGAACCUGAAGAACGGCCUUCAGCAGCUGGACAGUUCAGUGAGCACACUGGACCAAGGACAGGACCGGGAUGCUCUGCUGCAGGCGCACAAUGCUGUUUUCUGCCUGCCAUUUCGCUUCCAGCACCAGCCACAUGAGGGUGACCAGGUGUGUGAGGUGAGUGCAGACUGUCAGGUGAGGCACGAGAUGGAGACCAGAUACCAGCAGCUCCAGUCCAGGCUGUCCUCCGUUACCCUGGAAACAGAGGAGAUCAGUAAAACCCUCAAGGCAACAUAUGCAGCACUACUGGAUAGUAUCUCCGAUGAUGACUGUAACCCCACCCCGGACAUCUCAGCUACUCUGUCACUGGAAAGCACAGGCGAUGGUCCCAGUCCCAAGAUCAGCCUGACCAAGCGAAGAGCCAAUCAACAAGACACGGAGGCCUUUUAUUUCAAUAAAGUAAAGGAGUAUCUCAGUGGUAGCUCUUUAAUUUCCAAACUACAGGCCAAGCAUGACCUGUUGAAAGAUGCAAUACAGAAAGCUGAGGCAUUUGACAGCGAUUCCUCAAGAAUGCAGCCUGGUAAGUCAGUGCGUGUGCGGAAAACCAGGCCUUGCUCCCAGUACUACCACAAACUCUUCUCUGGAGACAUGCUCUCCUUCAUCCAGAGCUCAGGGCAGCAAAUCCCCUUAGUGGUAGAGAGCUGUAUUCGCUUCAUCAACCUCCAUGGUCUGCAUCACGAAGGCAUAUUCAGAGUGCCGGGGUCUCAGAGCGAAGUCAAUCAAAUUAGAGAUGCUUUUGAAAGAGGGGAGGACCCUCUAACUGACAGUGAGAGUGACAUUGAUUCAGUAGCAGGAGUACUAAAACUGUAUUUCAGAGACCUGGAGAAACCCCUGUUCCCUGAGGAAAGCUUUAAUGAUCUCAUGGAGUGUGUCCAGAUCGAAAACAUAGCAGAGGGUGCGGCUCAGAUAAAGAAGGUGGUCUCGUCCUUUUCCAGACCUCUCAUCAUAGUGAUGCGUUAUCUCUUCGCCUUCCUCCAUCAUGUUUCCCAAUACAGCGAUGAGAACAUGAUGCAGCCUUAUAACCUGGCUGUGUGCUUUGGACCCAGUCUGCUGAGAGGUGGUGCGGAGUCAGGCGAUGCAGUGACACUGCAGCCUCAGAUCAAUGCCCUGGUCAAGACCAUGAUUCUUCAACAUGAGAGCAUCUUUCCUGGCCCCGCUGAGUUCCCGGGCCCCAUCUAUGAGAAAUGCAUGACUCUAGAGCAGGAAUACUGUGAACCUAUUACAGAGGAGGGUGACGCAGAGGCUGAACAUGUGCCAAGUGAGGAUGAAUGGGAGGCAGUGGCUAUGUUUGACUAUGUUGCACGCUCUGCAGCUGAGCUGUCAUUCAAGCAGGGGGACCAUGUCCUACUGCACAGCAGAGCCUCUGCUGAAUGGUGGAGAGGAGAAGUGGGAGGAAUUAAAGGCCUUAUCCCUCAUAAGUACAUCAACGUGCCUGAAGGAGUGGAGCGAAAGCAGGAUCGAGGAAAAAGGGAGGAGCCUCGAGGUGGCAGCACAGGAAAUCUAACUGAUGACCAGCUGCUGGCUGAACACGGCACUCGCAUGCGAGUGAACAGUGACAGCGCAUCUCUGCCAGGGAGGCAGCGCGUCGCUAGUGGAGGAGGUGGAGGAGAUGGAGGGGGCAGUGGUGGUGCAAGUCCAGUGCGCAAGCUCACUUUACAUUUACCCGAGGGCCGACUUGUUCACCCACCAACCUCGCCUGGCAUUAGCCGCCAACUCUCAGGUCUGCAGGAACGCAGACACACUCUGGACAGCCUGAGGACGACAGGAGGAGCGCCAGAAAGACAGGCCGUGCCGACAGUUGACAAGGAAAUAACAAGGCAGAUGAACUCGGUCUUCAAAGAGCUUCUGUCCCGGCAACCUCCUCAGGACAACUUGGUCCCACAAGCUACCCCACCCUCCUCUUCUUCUAUAUCCUCUUCAUCCUCCUCCUCAGUGUCCACCGGUACUUCUCGUCAAUCUGUGAAAAAGGUAACGGGUUUUAGCCUGCGCAGCCGAGGCCUGUUCAAACCCCCCGACCAGCAGGACUGAUGGAUGGAGAAAUAAAAAAGGAGAGCAGAAAAUACAUGAGGAAGGCAAGAAUAAUCACAAACUUAUUGCAGAAAUAUAUAGCAGAAUCUAUUUUUCCAAACUUAAAAUAUGGUUUUCUUGAGACUGAGACUUCAAUCAUGAAACAUUUUGUUUAAAAACUAAUAAUAAUAAUGGUACUUGU